Arachis duranensis is the source of this 1086-nucleotide messenger RNA. Its product is annotated as endo-1,3;1,4-beta-D-glucanase. The transcript has 7 exons. Bases 186 to 905 code for a protein of 239 amino acids. The record is from RefSeq and is a predicted model, not a curated record. Gene Ontology annotation, molecular function: hydrolase activity. NCBI's taxonomy places the organism in Eukaryota, Viridiplantae, Streptophyta, Magnoliopsida, Fabales, Fabaceae.
UGCUAAACAUUUACUAAGAGAAUUUUUUUUUAAAAAAAAGCAAGUAUAUUCCAUUUUAUUCUAUCGCUGUUCUAGGUAAUCAGUCAAAAAUUUUGUAAGCACCAAAAAAUUCACCCUCUAUAAUAAGUAGAUAUUAGAAUUCAGAAGCAGAAAAGCUCCUCCAAAAUUGAGUGAGCGAUAGAACAAUGUCAGGCCCAGAAUGCUGCUCAAACCCACCAACUCUUAAUCCCACCGGAGGCGCCGGCCACGUUGACAACCUCGCCGGUCUCCGCACCUAUUUCAAUGGCUCCCCUCACUCCAACCGCGCCCUUCUCCUUGUCUCCGAUAUUUAUGGAUUUGAAGCCCCAAAUUUAAGGAAACUUGCUGACAAGGUUGCAGCUGCUGGCUAUUAUGUGGUCGUUCCUGAUUUCUUCCAUGGUGAUCCCUAUAAUCCUGACAAUUCUGCCAGGCCUUUACCUGUUUGGUUGAAAGAUAAUGGAGCGGACAAAGGAUUUGAAGCUUCGAAACCCUUGAUUGAAGCAUUAAAAGCUAAAGGUGUGUCUGCUAUUGGGGCUGUUGGAUUUUGUUGGGGUGCUAAAGUUGUGGUUGAACUCGCAAAAAACAGACUUAUCCAGGGUGCUGUGCUGUUACAUCCUUCAUUUGUCACUCUAGAUGACAUCAAGGGUGUUGAUAUACCAAUUGCUGUACUUGGAGCUGAGAUUGACAAAAUGUCUCCUCCAGAGCUUCUAAAACAAUUUGAAGAAGUGCUUGCUGCUAAACCUGGGGUUGCGAGUUAUGUGAAAGUGUUUCCCAAAGUAUCACAUGGUUGGAGUGUGAGGUACGACACCGAAGAUGCAGUGGCCGUGAAGGCUGCAGAGGAAGCCCAUCAGGAUUUGCUUGUCUGGUUUGAUAAACAUCUCAAGUGAGAAAAUAAUUAAAUCUCACAUCAUUCUGUGAAGAAACUUAUAAUGGAUUUAUAAUGCUGCUCCUCAUUUCUCAUAGCACUAGUUUACUAUAAAAAAUAAAUGCUUAGUAUUAUAGUGUAUUGUGGAACAUGCAUCAUCAUGUUGCUACAUUUAUGUACCUAUAUUUAGCUUUCAUGAAUUA